Gossypium arboreum is the source of this 818-nucleotide messenger RNA. Its product is annotated as NADH--cytochrome b5 reductase 1-like. The transcript is spliced from 7 exons. Gene Ontology annotation, molecular function: cytochrome-b5 reductase activity, acting on NAD(P)H. The record is from RefSeq and is a predicted model, not a curated record. Lineage: Eukaryota; Viridiplantae; Streptophyta; Magnoliopsida; Malvales; Malvaceae. Bases 1 to 660 code for a protein of 219 amino acids. Gene Ontology annotation, biological process: electron transport chain.
AUGCAGUCACGAGUUAAAGGAAGGAAUCCCAAUGACAUCGAGGAAUACAGCACGAGGGUUGAGAGAAGCUUUGGCAUGCCAGGAGCGAAUGUGGGCGAGGCUAAACUUUUUGCUAGAAAUAAGAUACAUCCAUUGUUUCGACACCGCCUUAAGUUGACAUUUGAACUUCCUACUCCUACUUUAGUUUUGGGUCUUCCCAUCGAACAGCAUAUAUGUUGCAGGGGCAAGGAUAGCCAAGGUGAGGAGGUUAUUAAACCAUAUACGCCUACUACAUUGGAUUCUGAUGUUGGUUAUUUUGAAUUAGUUAUUAAGAUGUAUCCUCAAGGAAGGAUGUUACACCAUUUCAGAGAGUUGUGUGUUGGUGAUUAUCUUGCUGUGAAGGGUCCCAAGGGGCGGUUCAGGUAUCAACCUGGUCAAGUUAGAGCAUUUGGGAUGAUUGCUGGAGGCUCUGGCAUUACUCCAAUGUUCCAAGUAGCCAGAGCCAUAUUGGAGAACCCAAAAGACAUGACAAACGUACACCUUAUUUAUGCCAAUGUUACAUAUGAGGACAUUCUUUUGAAGGAAGAGUUGGAUAGCAUUGUUGCCAACUACCCUGGUCGCUUCAAAGUCCACUACGUUUUGAACCAGGUUUGUUGCCUUUCUCAUGUGGCUAUCUCCUAACAUGUUUUCUUUCAUUCUUUAUCUGGCUCAGAUUUCUGUAAAUCUCGUAGGAGCAGAGAAGUUUUAUCGGAAUAUGAAGUCCCGAAAUAUUCUUCUCCCCUUUUUCAUGCAUAGCACCAAUGCAAGUACAAAUAUGACCGAUAAUACUGAUAAGCUUU